AUGGCGGUGUCCCUGGGAAGGGGUCAGCGGCAGGCAUGGACUCAGCAGGGCUGUGCAGUCAUGGAGAGCGGGGAACAGAGGGAGUAUGUGUGUGCUAUUUCAAAAUGUUUCACUUACAGUUUCUAUGCACUCCACGUGCAUCUAUACACACCAUUAACAGAUGGGAGUUCAUCAUUCGAAGAUCUCUCAGCUGACAACGUUCUGAGAGUAUUUGUGUGUGUCACAGCUGUGGUAUGUUUGGGAAAUCUUGUCAUCAGAAAGAGAUCAUUUAUCAAAGCAGAAAACAAGAUGUACACUAUGUCUAUCAAAAUUUUCUAAGUAUCUGCUGAUUGUCUUAUGGGAGUGUAUUUGUUCUUCAUUGGAGUUUUUGAUACUAAAUACCAUGGACAGUACAAAAAAUAUGCUGUGCUGUGAAUGGAAAGUUUACCAUGCCAUAUCAUGGGGUUGCUAUUGAAGUAUCUGACCUUGGAAAAUUAUUUAGUGAUCAUCAUUCCCUUCAGUAAUAUCCAUCCUGGAAGGCAGCAGACUGCAGUAAUUCUUAUAUUGAUAUGGAUUUCUGAGUUUGUCAUAGCAAUAAUCACAGUCUAGGAUGGGGACUCUUUUUUUGGCAAAUAUUACAGGAAAAAUUGAGUUUGUUUCCUACCUAAUUCUGAUGAAAGAGAGGACAUUGCAGGCAACAGGUAUCCCCUUGGUAUUCUUCUUGGUAAUGUGAACCUUCCAGCCUCCAUCACCAUCGUGUUUUCAUAGGUCAGCAUGUUUUGUUUUGUUCAAAAAACUGCCCUUCAGACAUCAGAAGUAAGGAGUCACAUUCACAGGGAUGUUGCUGUUGACAGUCGAUAUUUUUUUUUAGUAGUAUUCACGGAUGCCAUCUGCUGGAUUCCUGGUUUUAGCAUACGAAGUAUCUCACCUUUUUUCCUAGGCACCGUCCCUUCCCGGAUAGUGAUAUUUGUUCUGCCAAUGCACAGUGCCUUGAAGCCCAUUCUCUAUACUCUCACAACUCAUUUCUUUAAGGAGAAGCUGAAGCAGUCACUGGGCAGUCAUCGAAUGACGUCCCUGGAGCCUCCUGGGUUCAGCGUACCCCUGGUGAUGGAGGAGCAGGAGUCCAGGGACAGAGGGGCUAUAGCAGCUUGCUGGUUCAUAUCAGUGGCUUCUUUUCUUGUUGUUGUGGAGAUGAAGUAG
Messenger RNA from Opisthocomus hoazin, 1179 nucleotides. Lineage: Eukaryota; Metazoa; Chordata; Aves; Opisthocomiformes; Opisthocomidae. The record is from RefSeq and is a predicted model, not a curated record.